CACCCCUCAGUGUCAAGGUCUGAGUGCCUAGCACAGCUGUGUCCCCUGCUGCCCACCCCAAUUCUCAAGCACAGCGUCUGCCCGCGGCGGGGAUGGACGUGGUCCGCACCUCCAGCUCCUGGAUCUCUAAAGUCGUCCCCUCUCUCCUGCUGCCCGCGUGGGCUGUGGGCUCAGGGGCGUCUCUGAGCCAGCCUGCGGAGGCUGGCGUGGGCAUCGCCUUCGGGGCCUGCGGGGGCCUCUGGACACUGGGCAUCCUUCUGUUUGUCACCCUCUUCCUCACAAACAGAGGGAGGGCACAGCGCUUCCUGCGGGGGCAGCCGUGGCUGUGGGAGCUGACACACAUCGUGGCCUGGACCUGGGCAUUCCACGUGGGGCUGACCGUAAACCUGGUGUGGGUCUGGUACAGGUUCCAAGGGCUUGACCGCAGCCAGAGGACGCUCUGGACAGACAGACUCUCCUGGAUCUUGCUCACGUUCCUGCCCACCGUCCCCUUGGCUGUGGUGAUCACCGUCAGUGCUGUGCUUCUGAUCAAGGGGCGAGUGUCUUUCCAGCUCAGUGUUCCCGCCAGGAGCCAUGGGAAGAAGGGAGCGUCGGGGACACUGGAGGAGAACGUGGUGCUCGCCAGCCCUGCCCUGGGAGGAGCCACCUGCGAGCCAUGAAACCAAGACAAAGCACCAAGAAAUCCGGGAGGCUGGCACGGCUGCAAACCCCGUGCCCCUGGAGCCCUCACUUGGCACCAGAGAUUAAAGGGCGGAGGCCAACCAGACCCCCUCUCCCCUGCGACGGCAGUGUGGGGUCUGCAGCCCGGGAGGGGCAGGGGCGGCCUGCUGGCAUCCGGCGAAUGGGGACGGUGGCCCCUGCCAGGUGCUGAGGGUGGCCAAGGAGAGAGGGCCACCAGCGGUCCCGGGAGCAGAGCGUCCCUGGCUGGAGACCCCAGGCCCGGAGAGAGAAGCAAAGUCUCUCAGGGCCGGGGAGCCCCCGCUGCACAGUCGCCCCGUAUCUUCCCUGAUUCUACUGGUCUUUCCACCGGUUUCUGUAAGAAGUUGACACCAAUUUCAUAUUAAAAACAAAAGAAAACAAAUA
Mustela lutreola (European mink) is the source of this 1083-nucleotide messenger RNA. RefSeq lists its product as uncharacterized. The coding region runs from base 93 to 659 and encodes 188 amino acids. Lineage: Eukaryota; Metazoa; Chordata; Mammalia; Carnivora; Mustelidae. The transcript has 6 exons. The record is from RefSeq and is a predicted model, not a curated record.